UGAAGCCCCGUCUCCAUCACCUCAGAGGAAGCUGAGCAUUUCCUACUGCCCGAGACCUCGAGCCCUCAGUGAAGAAAGCCGCUAAGAGGUCAGCCCCUUGGAGCCAGGCCAGGCCAGGAUGGAGAUUCCCAUGGCCACAGAGGACUACAGCCUGACCACUGAGUACGAUUAUGGGGCCCUCACUCUAUGCCACAGUGUGGUGGUGAGGGCCUUCACGUCCCAGGCCCUGCCGCCCUUGUACUCCCUGGUGUUCCUCAUCGGUGUGGUGGGCAACGUCCUGGUGGUCCUGGUCCUCAUGAAGUACAAGCGGCUCCAAAGCAUGACCACCAUCUACCUGCUCAACCUGGCCCUCUCGGACCUGCUCUCCCUCUUCACGCUGCCCUUCCGGAUCAACUACCAGGUCAAAGAGAGCUGGAUCUUUGGCAAUGGCAUGUGCAAGCUCCUGUCCGGCCUCUACUAUGUGGGCUUGUACAGCGAGAUCUUCUUCAUUGUCCUGCUGACCAUCGACAGGUACCUGGCCAUUGUCCACACUGUGUUUGCACUCCGAGCGCGGACUGUCACCUUAGGCAUCAUCACCAGCGUUGUCACCUGGGCCCUGGCCUUCUUGGCUUCUGUCCCAGAAUUGUACUUUUCUAAGACCCAGUGGGUGAUUACUCAAUAUAGCUGUGACCUGUAUUAUCCCUAUGACAGCCACGAGGCCUGGCGGUACUUUCAGGCUCUGAAGCUGAACCUGCUGGGGUUCAUCUUGCCGCUGCUGGUCAUGGUGUUCUGCUACGCGAGCAUCCUCAACGUUCUGCUCCACCGGCCCAACCAGGAGAAGGCCAAAGCCGUCCGCCUGAUCUUCAUCAUCAUGAUCAUCUUCUUCCUCUUCUGGACCCCACACAACCUGGCUGUGUUCGUUUCCGCUUUCCAGGAGCACAUGUUCACCAAGUCCUGCGAGCAGUACCAACAGUUGACCCUGGCCCUGCGCAUUACAGAGGUGAUUGCCAACACCCACUGCUGUAUCAACCCAGUCAUCUACGUCUUUGUGGGCCACAGGUUCCGGAAGGACCUGCGGCAGUUGUUUCAGAGACAGGUGGCUGUAUGCUUGGGCACGUGUCAGCCCUUCUUCUCCCGGCCUCAGCUGGAGGGUGUCAGCUCUGUGUCUGUGUCCACUGGGGAACAGGUGCCGUCUGAUAUGCUCUGACUCAGACACCUGAAGGACUCUGGGUCACAGUGGCAGUGGCCGGCUGGUGGGCCAUCGUGGCAAGGAGAAGAGGCUACGUGACCAUCCCCACCAGAUACCCGUAGACACACAUAGCCUUGAGAUGGAGGGUGCUCGACAUUGGUCGCAAUCAGUCACCAGGGUUUCAAUCCUGCCAUGACUCUCCUUGGUGGACAGGGACAAAUGGGUGACAUGGGACAUUCCAGAGACUGAGACUGCAGACUCCAGGGAACAGCUUGGCUCCAAAUAGGAUGCCCAGUCUGCAAACAUUGGCAUUCACAAAACACUCAACAGCAACAGUCCUAAAGAACUUGGGAACAGUGAUUUCCAUGGUGGCAGUCCCUGAGUCCUAGAACCAGCGAGUCAACCAUAGCUCCCUUCUCCACCUGCCUCACAUUCUCAAAACUCAGAACACAGAACUGAGGAUGGCCAACAUGACACUGACAGGGACAUGGGGUUAGGGAUGAGCUGUUGGCAGUGAGAAAAGGCAUAGGUGGCUGUGAGAGGCCUGCCUGGCAGGUGGGCAGGCCACACUAUGUCCUGAACAGAAGAGGAGGGGUCCCGCAGGAGAAGUAGCCAGUGCCCCACUCUGUCCUGUAGCCUCAGCCCCUAC
Molecule: messenger RNA, 1817 nt
Organism: Octodon degus (degu)
Lineage: Eukaryota; Metazoa; Chordata; Mammalia; Rodentia; Octodontidae
Product: C-C chemokine receptor type 1-like
Exons: 2
Coding region: 119-1186 (355 amino acids)
Biological process (GO): G protein-coupled receptor signaling pathway; immune response; positive regulation of monocyte chemotaxis
Cellular component (GO): membrane; cytoplasm
Molecular function (GO): C-C chemokine receptor activity; chemokine (C-C motif) ligand 7 binding; chemokine (C-C motif) ligand 5 binding
Source: RefSeq, a predicted model, not a curated record